Molecule: messenger RNA, 1650 nt
Organism: Doryrhamphus excisus (bluestripe pipefish)
Lineage: Eukaryota; Metazoa; Chordata; Actinopteri; Syngnathiformes; Syngnathidae
Product: keratin, type II cytoskeletal 8-like
Biological process (GO): keratinization; intermediate filament organization
Cellular component (GO): keratin filament
Molecular function (GO): structural constituent of skin epidermis
Source: RefSeq, a predicted model, not a curated record
AUGUCCGUCAGAGCCGUGAAGACCACCACCUUCUCCACCGUGUCCUCAUCCAGGGGUCCAGGCCAGGGCUUUAGUAGCCGCUCCUUCUCUGGCUACGGUGGGCGAGGCGUGGGGGGCGCCAGGCAGAGCUACGCUGUCCGGGGUUCUUACGGCGGCGUGGGCAGCAGCGGCGCUGCGGUAGGCGUUGGGGGGUUCAAGGUAGUCGGUGGGUAUGUUGCAGGGGGGGCCGCCCAAAGAGGGGGCGGAUUAGAGUACGGCUACGUGGGCUUCGGUGGGGGCGUGGGGGGUGGCAUGGCCCAAGAGACGGUGGCCCCCAUCACGACGGUGACCGUGAACAAGAGCCUGCUGGCCCCCUUGAACCUGGACUUUGACCCCACCAUCCAGGCGGUCCGCAUCCAGGAGAAGGAGCAGAUCAAAACCCUGAACGAUCGAUUCGCUUCUUUCAUCGACAAGGUACGCUUCCUGGAACAGCAGAACAAAAUGCUGGAGACCAAAUGGAAAGUCCUACAAGAGCAAACCACGUCGCCCUCCGGCAUCGACGCCAUGUUUGAGGCCUACAUCGCCAACCUACGCAGGCAGCUGGACAGCCUCGGUCACGAGAAGGUCAAACUGGAGUCUGACCUGCAUCACAUGACAGCUCUGGUUGAAGACUUCAAGACCAAAUACGAGGAGGAGAUCAACAAACGCAACGAGUGCGAGAACAACUUUGUCCUCAUGAAGAAGGACACAGACGCGGCGUACUUGAUCAAAGCAGAACUGGAGACCAAGCUGGAUGGACUUUCUGAUGAACUUGACUUCCUGAGGCAGAUCUACGACGCGGAAAUCCAGGAGCUCCAGAGUCAGAUCAAGGACACGUCCGUGGUGGUGGAGAUGGACAACAGCCGUAACCUUGACAUGGACGCCAUUGUUGCUGAAGUGCGGGCCCAGUAUGAAGACAUUGCUAAUCGAAGCAGAGCUGAAGCCGAAUCGUGGUACCAGUCCAAGUAUGCAGAGAUGCAGGAAUCUGCCGGAAGAUGCGGCGACGACCUCAAAUCAACCAAGGCGGAGAUCGCCGACAUGAACCGCAGGAUCACGAGGCUGCAGUCUGAAAUCGACAUGGUCAAAUCCCAGAUCAAUAAUUUGGAGGCCCAGAUCGCCGAGGCCGAGGAGCGCGGUGAGCUGGCCGUGAAGGACGCCAAGCUCCGCAUUCGAGACCUGGAGGAGGCUCUUCAGAGGGCCAAGCAGGACAUGGCCCUGCAGGUCCGCCAGUACCAGGAGCUGAUGAACGUGAAGCUGGCAUUGGACAUUGAGAUCGCCACCUACAGGAAGCUUCUGGAGGGAGAAGAGGACAGGCUGGCAACUGGAAUCAAGACCAACGUGUCCAAAGUGACGUCAUUAAACUACAACGCUUACGGCCUGGAGAGCUGUCGCCCCCCAUCCAUGACCAGCAGCUCAUUCGGCGCCAAGACCAGCGGUGUUUCUGUUUCCGGCCACGAGGGGGCGACAGUGACGAGCACCGCCGCAGUCACUCAGUCAGAGACGGUGGUGACCACCAGCGAGGAGAAGAUGGAGAAGAAGAAGGAGGAGGUGGAGGUCCCCGUCGCCACCGAGGAGGCUCCUGUGGAGGAGAAGAAAGAACAGGAGAAAGUGGAAGUUGUGGCCGAGGAGUGA